Letharia columbiana is the source of this 546-nucleotide messenger RNA. RefSeq lists its product as uncharacterized. The transcript is spliced from 2 exons. NCBI's taxonomy places the organism in Eukaryota, Fungi, Ascomycota, Lecanoromycetes, Lecanorales, Parmeliaceae. The record is from RefSeq and is a predicted model, not a curated record. Gene Ontology annotation, molecular function: transmembrane transporter activity. Bases 1 to 546 code for a protein of 181 amino acids. Gene Ontology annotation, biological process: transmembrane transport.
AUGCCAAUCCGCUCGACACAGUCAUCUGCACUCUCGCUAUCGCACCUUCCUUGCUUAUCUUUGUUGCUCGCGCCACAACAGGGCGGAUCAAAAUAUCCCUGGUCCAACGGCAGGAUCGUUGCAUCGUUCGUUUUCUUUGGCAUCUUGAUCAUAUCCUUUGUCGCUAUCCACAUUUGGAAAGGGGCCCUGGAUGCCACAGUGUCCCCUCGGAUCUUGAUGCAACGUAGCAUCAUGGCCGGCACGUGCUUUGGAAUCUCCUCGGGCGGCGCCGUCUUCCUCUUCGUCUACUACAUCCUACUGCAUCCCCAAAUGAUCCUUGGCCUCGGCGUUUCUGCUGGACGUACCACUCAAUAUGGCUACUACACUCCAGUCAUCUUUCUCUUUGCCGUUCUGAUGGCCGUAGGGUCCGGUCUGCUCACCACCCUAAAGAUCGGUACCAAUACAGGGACAUGGGUAAGCUACCAGCUCGUUCUCAGGCUUGGUUCAGGUGCUGGCUUCAAUCAGCCCGUAUUGGCCGCUCAAACGGUCUUCGGCUCGGCUACAUGA